This is a messenger RNA of Macrosiphum euphorbiae (potato aphid), 438 nucleotides long. The record is from the annotation of a GenBank genome assembly. NCBI's taxonomy places the organism in Eukaryota, Metazoa, Arthropoda, Insecta, Hemiptera, Aphididae.
AUGUCUUCAAUGUUUGAAAUAACCGAUUUACAAAAAAUCGGAGUCGGCUUGGCUGGUUUUGGAAUAUCGUUUCUAUUCCUGGGAAUGUUGUUGCUGUUUGACAAAGGACUUUUAGCCAUUGGCAAUAUAUUGUUCAUAGUGGGUCUUAGUUGUGUUAUUGGUGUACAACGAACUUUAAAGUUCUUUUUCCAAAGGCAAAAAAUCAAAGCAUCUUUGUCAUUUUUUGGCGGGAUAUCAGUUGUUCUUUUUGGAUGGCCCAUUGUAGGAAUGCUAUUGGAAAUUUAUGGAUUUAUACUUCUGUUCAGUGGUUUCUUCCCAGUAGCAAUAAAUUUCAUGCGCCGAGUACCAUUAUUGGGAACUUUACUCAAUUUGCCUGGCAUAACUGGACUGUUAGAUCGAGUGGCAGGUGAUACGAGACGAACGAUGGACUUCAAUUGA